Messenger RNA from Chelonia mydas (Green sea turtle), 2409 nucleotides. It is a transcript of the gene HSPD1, whose product is annotated as heat shock protein family D (Hsp60) member 1. The transcript has 12 exons. Bases 256 to 1968 code for a protein of 570 amino acids. Gene Ontology annotation, biological process: mitochondrial unfolded protein response; protein import into mitochondrial intermembrane space; T cell activation. Lineage: Eukaryota; Metazoa; Chordata; Testudines; Cheloniidae. Gene Ontology annotation, molecular function: protein-folding chaperone binding; ATP binding; ATP-dependent protein folding chaperone. The record is from RefSeq and is a predicted model, not a curated record. Gene Ontology annotation, cellular component: mitochondrial inner membrane; mitochondrial matrix.
CUCCCCGGCUGGGCACUUGAACGAUUGGCGGAAAGCCGCGCCCCGCCUCCAGCUGGGGCAAACGUAUACUGUUAUGCUGGGUGCGGGGCCCGGCUGCACAGGACCCCACAUGGGUCGCUGUCUGAGCGGGGGAGGGGCAGAGCCCGUGAGUGCCGUGUUCCCUCCAGGCUCCCGUCACUCAGUCACACAGCGCUGCGCUGCUCGUCCAGCUGCAGACCGCGGAGCCGCCUGCUGCCUUGCCCGCCGUGUUCAGAAAUGCUCCGUUUAUCAACAGUGCUACGUCAGAUGAGGCCAGUGUCCAGAGCACUGGCCCCACACCUACUACGGGCCUAUGCAAAAGAUGUUAAAUUUGGAGCAGAGGCUAGAGCUCUCAUGCUACAGGGAGUAGAUCUUCUAGCAGAUGCUGUAGCUGUCACCAUGGGACCAAAGGGUAGAACCGUGAUUAUUGAACAAAGCUGGGGAAGUCCCAAGGUAACAAAAGAUGGUGUGACAGUAGCCAAAGCAAUUGACUUGAAAGACAAAUAUAAAAACAUUGGAGCCAAGUUAGUUCAAGAUGUUGCCAACAACACAAAUGAAGAGGCAGGAGAUGGAACUACAACUGCAACAGUACUGGCUCGUUCCAUCGCCAGGGAGGGCUUUGAAAAAAUCAGCAAAGGAGCUAAUCCUGUGGAAAUCAGGAGAGGUGUGAUGCUAGCAGUAGAUGCUGUCAUUGCUGAACUAAAGAAACAGUCCAAACCUGUUACAACUCCAGAAGAAAUUGCCCAGGUUGCCACAAUCUCAGCAAAUGGGGACCAGGAAAUUGGCAACAUAAUCUCUGAUGCAAUGAAAAAAGUUGGACGGAAGGGUGUUAUCACAGUUAAGGAUGGAAAAACCCUGAAUGAUGAGUUAGAAAUCAUUGAAGGUAUGAAGUUUGACCGAGGCUACAUCUCACCAUACUUCAUUAAUACAGCCAAAGGACAGAAAUGUGAAUUCCAGGAUGCUUAUGUCUUAAUCAGUGAGAAGAAAAUUUCCAGUGUUCAGUCCAUAGUUCCAGCUCUUGAAAUUGCCAACGCUCACCGUAAGCCUUUGGUCAUUAUUGCUGAAGAUGUUGAUGGUGAAGCCCUCAGUACUCUCGUCUUGAACAGAUUAAAGGUUGGCCUCCAGGUUGUUGCUGUAAAAGCACCAGGUUUUGGUGACAAUAGAAAGAACCAGCUUAAGGACAUGGCAAUUGCUACUGGUGGUGCUGUAUUUGGAGAAGAGGGUUUGGGUCUCAAUCUAGAAGAUAUUCAGCCUCAUGACUUUGGUAAAGUUGGUGAGGUCAUCGUGACAAAAGAUGAUGCCAUGCUUCUGAAAGGGAAGGGUGAAAAGGCUCAAAUUGAAAGGCGUAUCCAAGAAAUCAUUGAACAAUUAGAAGUUACUACAAGUGACUAUGAGAAGGAGAAACUAAAUGAACGACUGGCCAAACUCUCUGAUGGAGUAGCAGUACUAAAGGUUGGUGGCACAAGUGACAUUGAGGUGAAUGAAAAGAAAGACAGAGUUACUGAUGCACUGAACGCUACUCGUGCAGCUGUAGAGGAAGGUAUAGUUCUAGGAGGUGGUUGUGCAUUGCUUCGAUGCAUCCCAGCACUAGAUGCUUUAACGCCAGUCAAUGAAGAUCAAAGAAUUGGUAUAGAAAUCAUUAAGAGAACACUGAAAAUUCCAGCAAUGACUAUUGCUAAGAAUGCAGGCGUUGAAGGAUCGUUGAUAGUUGAAAAAAUCAUGCAAAGUCCACCUGACACUGGGUAUGAUGCAAUGCUUGGAGACUUUGUAAAUAUGGUAGAGAAAGGAAUCAUUGACCCUACAAAGGUUGUAAGAACUGCCUUGAUGGAUGCUGCAGGUGUUGCUUCCCUUUUAUCCACAGCAGAAGCUGUAGUUACUGAAAUUCCUAAAGAGGAAAAGGAAGUGCCCAUGGGUGGAAUGGGUGGAGGAAUGGGAGGUGGCAUGUUCUAAUUCCUGGAAUACUGAUCCAUUGUGAACUGGGAUGGUUGAGACUGACAGUUUGCUAAAACUUCAGAAGUCAGUGCAAGGGGUGGAUAGUGACUGAAGUGAGGCUGGUGUUUAAAAGAAUCACUGUAACCAUUAGUUACUGGAUUUCAUUUAACUCAUGUAACUGUUUACAGUCACUGUCCAUGCCUAUAGAUAAAUUAUUUUGUAUUUUUCAAUAAAGACAUUUGUACAUUCCUGCUACUGGGUGCAAGAUCCACAUACCAGUGUUCUGCUUUAAAUUUAAUCAAUUAAGGCACUUGAAAUUCUGUUUAAUCAGAAUUUAUUGGUGCUUGCCACUACUAAGCAAAGUUCAGAUGAAGUCAUUGUGUGCAAGACUUAAAUUGUACAGAGACAAAUAUACAAUUAUGUGACAACCUCUAUGUAAUAAAAGAUUGUUCAAAGUUA